ACAAAUCAGUUAGGUUGGAAAGAGUGUAAAACCUGCGAAUCCAAGAAAUGGCGAAUGCAUCAGCUUCGAGCUUACAAAAGCUAUUCCAAGCAGGAACCAAGAUCGUUGCUGUGGGCCGUAACUACGCCGCUCACGCUAAAGAACUCGGCAACGCCGUCCCAAAGGAGCCUGUUUUGUUUCUGAAACCGACAUCGUCUUACUUGGAAAAUGGAGGCACGAUCGAGGUUCCUCACCCAUUGGAGUCUCUGCAUCAUGAGGUGGAGCUCGCCGUGGUCAUCAAUAAGAAGGCUCGCGACGUUCCCCAGACCUCUGCCAUGGAUUACGUUGGAGGCUAUGCUCUUGCCCUGGACAUGACUGCAAGGGAAAUCCAAGCAUCAGCAAAGUCUGCAGGGCUUCCAUGGACUGUGGCUAAAGGACAGGACACCUUCACACCAAUUAGUUCUGUUCUGUCCGUGUCAAUGGUGCCUGACCCUGACAACUUGGAACUCUGGUUAAAGGUAGAUGGAGAAAUACGACAGAAAGGCUCCACCAAGGACAUGAUCUUCAAGAUCCCAUACCUUAUCAGCCACAUAAGCUCCAUCAUGACUCUUUUCGAAGGAGAUGUCAUUUUAACUGGCACUCCUCAAGGAGUUGGGCCGGUAAAAGCAGGUCAAAAGAUAACUGCUGGGAUAUCCGAUCUCAUAGAUGUUCAGUUUAAUGUUGAAAAACGAAGAAAGCCAGGAAGUUGCUAACCAUAUCCCACUCUGAUUGGUAAUGUACUGAUGUCAACUUCAGCAAGAAUCUGUCUCAAAUUCGGAUUCAACACAGCAAUGGAGGCAGGUUGUGGUUAGGUAUUACUUUGUCCAAAUUUACGAAGCAGCUUUUAGAAUCAAACAAAUGGAUUUCGUACUAUGAAAUUCGUCUAAAACUUCCCGUAUUAAACUGAAUAAUUGUUAUGUUAUUGAACUUGCGUUCUUGGCC
Tripterygium wilfordii is the source of this 960-nucleotide messenger RNA. Its product is annotated as probable acylpyruvase FAHD1, mitochondrial. Lineage: Eukaryota; Viridiplantae; Streptophyta; Magnoliopsida; Celastrales; Celastraceae. The coding region runs from base 48 to 731 and encodes 227 amino acids. Gene Ontology annotation, molecular function: acetylpyruvate hydrolase activity. The transcript is spliced from 7 exons. Gene Ontology annotation, cellular component: mitochondrion. The record is from RefSeq and is a predicted model, not a curated record.